AUGAAGCCGGAGCGUUGUACUGGCGAUCGCAGGACUGAAGCGAACUUCCGUCGGCUGGCCGCGAUGCUGGAGGUGGCGGAGGACCCGGACUACGAGUUCCUGCGCGAGUUUGCCAGUGCGGGUGCACGAGAAGACGAGCUGGAAUCUACCUGUGAGCCUCCACUCUGUGAGAAUUACAGCUCGGCAACAGCAAACAUGGACGACAUACGUCGGCAGGUGGAGGAGGGUCUGCAAUGCGCAUCCGUGGUGGCCUUUUCGAAAGAGGAGGCCUUGCAGAAGUUUGGUGGUCACCUGGCUGUUGCGGCGCUUGGAGCUAUUCCGAAGAAGGCAGGAUCGUCGGUUGUCCGCAUAAUCCAUGACGCCACACACCAUGUGGAGGUGUUUGGCCUUAAGUAUGACGUCAGCAGAGUGCACAGCUUGGUCCCGAUAAGAGAGGAAGAUUGGAAGUACCAAGCGCUUUGUCUUGAUGACCCGGAGGUGAUCUACAUGCACACUGUCGGGCCUUCGGCUUUGCAUCGGCCGCUUAUUAUUGGCAGCGGCUCGCAGCCGUGGCUGUCAACUUGGCGCACUAUCUGUGCGAGUUGGCUGCCACGACGGACUGUUGCUUGCGUCGGGGCAGGGCUUUUGAUUGCGCAUGCUCUUCUGGCUUAUGUCCUCGAGCUUCUCGAGAUCCCUUUGUCCUGGAAGACAGUUGCUGGGGGUACGUCGUUAGGCUGGAUUGGCUACCAGCGGGGUGGCUCAACUGCCACAGAACUGCCACCGGGACUUGUCGCCACACAGCCUUUGUCAAUUUGCUUGUUGCUGGAGUUCAUGAAGAAGGAAGUCGAGCGUGCGCCAAUGACCGCCCCGAAGUCUUUGUCGCAUGUGCAGGCUGGACAAGAAGUCGGCGCCGUGGGCGUACGUCAAAGGCGUGCCAUUGGAGCUCUGGAGCUCGUUGCUACACUGGUCGCUGUUUGUGUUUUCGGGCCUGGAGCAGUGUGGCGCGAGAGCACCACGACAGCGGUCAUUGCUGGCUUUACGGACAAUGCCGGCAGUGGUGGACAAGAUGAUGGCAACGGCUUUCCCGCUGUCGAUCAUCUUGAUGGAGCUGGCGGUACAGCUGGAUGCACUGGGAACGUCCUUGCGGACGCACUGACAAACAAGCAGUUCGGUGACUUCGACCCGCGCCUGCGCAUCAGUGUAGACGUCCCCAAGCUUGAUUUCCGUGUUUUGCCCAGGUUGAUGGAUGCAGCGAUGCAGCUGAACAGCGAAAUUCGCAUGCAGACCUUUGGUGAGCGUGUGCUGCCUUGA
Molecule: messenger RNA, 1290 nt
Organism: Symbiodinium sp. CCMP2592
Lineage: Eukaryota; Dinophyceae; Suessiales; Symbiodiniaceae
Source: the annotation of a GenBank genome assembly